AUGGAGAACGAAAGAGCGUAUACUUUAGCUGAUGGGAAUAAGAAAGUUUUUCUGAAGGAUUUCGUUUUGGAAUACUCCCUGGAAGGCGCAGGUCGUCCGAACAUAGGCACGCUUACUCUCAGUCUCUUUGGUCUUGGAGGAGAGGGCGACGCUGGACACACGGAGAGUAUCUCUGAAUCUGUCUGGAAAGACGGUCGUGUUAUCGAGCUGCAUCCCGAGAUGGGCGACCUCACGAUUGUUGCUCAGUCGGAAGGUGCUGGUGACUUGGGGUUCUUGUUCCUUCCAAAGGACCACCUCUUGGAGUUCCUCAAAGUUGAACAUGACCUCAAGGAGGUUGAACGCAAUUUUGUAAUGGAAGGACAUCCAGGAAAGCUGAAAAUAACUUUCAGCGUCGCUUUCUCGCAUACCGUCAACGCAGACAGUAAUACCAGGCCAAGCGUACAGCCCCGCUACCAAACACAAAGUCUAUCGACAGCUACCCCAGGGAAUUCUCUCGAGACGCCUAGCCUCUUCAAUGCCAUCGGACAUCGUUUCAUGCAGCAAUUCGCGGCAACCAAUAAAGUCGAUGACAUCAACAAAGCCUGCUCAAAUUACGAUCUUGCCGCCCAGCUAGCAGGACCCGAUGACGCGAGGUACGGGCUGUACCUCGCUGACUCUGCAUUCGGAUUGUUCGGAAGGUUCAGGUUGCUGAAAAACAUAACUGACGUCAACCAAGCUAUUUCGACGAUGGAAACUGCCGUUGCUUGUACUUCUGAGGGUGAUGUCGACCUUCCCGGAAGGCUGCACAACUGCGGAAGCUUAUUUCGCGCUCGUUUUGAACACAAUGGAGACCCUCAAGACUUGAAGAGCGCUAUUAAAUAUCAGCAGAAAGCAGUUAAAAGCACUGCCGACGAGGACCCUAAUCUCCCUAUGUUGAUCAACCAGCUCGGCGACUCGUUCAAGAUGUGCUUUGAAUGCACCGGCGACCUUGUAGAUAUUGAAAACGCCAUCUUAAAUCAACAGAUGGCCCUCCAACUCGUCGGCGAGGAGAACCAUAUUUUUCCAGUGUGGCUCAGCAAUCUUGGAGCAUCUUUUCGAUGUCGCUUUCAACGUACAGGUGAACGUGAGGAUAUUGACACCGCCGUACGAAAUCAGGAGGCGGCGGUCCGCCUUGUUCCGGCCCAACCCGGACUACUCAACAACUUGGGAAAUUGCCUUCUACUUUACUUUGAAGUCACUGGGGACCUCACAGACAUCGACAAUGCCAUAUCAAAUCAGCUCAAGGCUGUCGAGCUCGCUUCCGAAAAUGAUUCCAAUCUACCCUCUUUUCUGAGUAACCUAGGCGCGUCAUACCUCACACGAUUUGACUUCAAGGGAGAUCUUCAAGAUGCGAAGAGCGCCAUCCUGUAUCAGCAGCAAGCGGUCAAACUCUAUCCCGAAGGACAUCCAAACCUGCCUGGCUUACUCAAUAAUCUUGGAAGCAUGCUCGUGGCCCAAUUCAACCACACUGGAGACAUCGAGGACAUCUCAAAUGCCAUCGUACAUCAGCAGAGGGCAGUCCAACUCACGCCGGCUGGCCACGCCAACUUACCCGGUUUCCUUGGGAAUCUAGGAAAUUCGUUUGAGAUGCGUUUCAGACGCAGCGGGUGCCUGGAAGAUAUUGACAGUGCGAUCUCGAAUCAACAAGUGGCAAUCCAACUCACGCCCACAAACCACAGCAACCUCCCGACCUUGCUCUGUUCCAUCGGUUAUUCAUUCAUCACUCGGGCUCGAUCUACUGGAGAUUCCAUAGAUAUCGAGAGCGCCAUUGCUCAUCAGCAGAGAGCCGUCCAGCUUGCCCCCAAGUCUCAUGCCACAGCGUCAAGCCACUUUCUUUCUAGCCUUGGGUUAUCGUUCGCCUUUCGCUUCGAACGCACUGGAGAUCCCGACGACAUUGAAAGCGCUAUAUCACUCCAGCAGAAAGCCGUGGAACUUACUCCUCAAGGUCAUAGCAGUCUACCUCUGCGACUUGGUGACCUUGGAGUGGCCUUACGCAUUCGCUUCGAACGCUUUGGAGACCUCGUCGACAUUGAACGUGCCAUAUCGAAUCAGCAGAGGGCAGUCAAUAUCACCCCUAAAGGGCACGCAGCUCUACCUGGGCAACUCACUAAUCUUUCAGCCUCCUUUGCUGCCCGUUUCACGCGUACUGGAGCCUUGACAGAUAUCGAACGGGCAAUUAUGACUCAAGAGCAAGCAGUCGAAUACACCCCAACAGGCCACGCUGAGCUCCCCGUACACCUUAAUAAUCUUGGAAACUCCUACCUGAAUCGCUUUAGAAUCAAGAACGAUUUUCAGGAUAUCGAAAGCGCUCUUGCAAACCAGGAGCGAGCGGUACAGCUCACGCCGGACGGCCACCCCCGGCUCGCUGCAUGGUACAACAAUCUCGGAAAUUCGUUUCGAACUCGCUUUUGGCGUACUCGAGAACUUCCCGACGUCGAAAGGGCCAUCUCGUAUCAUCAGCGUGCAGUAGACCUCACUGCCGAAAGCAACGUUUACCUGCCUAUGUGGUUGACAAGCCUCGGAAGUUCUUUUGGGACACGAUUUGAACACACCGAAGAUGUCCGAGAUAUUGAAACGGCGAUCACACACCAGCAGAGAGCUGUCGACAUCACUCCGAACGGACACGCCGGACUUCCCUUAUUGCUUCAUAAUCUCGCGGAUUCAUUUCGACUGCGCUUUGCCAUCACCAAGGAUGAACAAGAUAUCCUUCAAGCGAUAUCCGUGUGGCGUAGGGCAGCUACACACAGCUCAGGUCAUCCUUCAAUACGCCUUGACUCGGCCAGGAAAUGGGCAAUGUUGAGCCAGGAACAUAACGGACCAGACACGUUGGAGGCCUUUCGGGUAGCCAUUGGGCUCCUCUCCCAAGUUGCCGGGCUAGAGCAGACGAUACACAGCCGCCACAAGAACCUUGCCGACAUGACAGAUUUGACCGCCUCUGCUACAGCGGCGGCGUUUGCUCACGGUGCACUCGAAGACGCUCUCGCCUGGCUAGAGCAAGGUCGCUGCAUUGUAUGGAACCAGAUCAAUCAGCUCCGCGCCCCUGUCGAUAGGUUACGCGUCCACCAUCCGUCACUCGCUGGGAGGCUCUUACAGGUGGGGCGUGCGCUGGAAGCCUCGGCAUAUCGCCAACAGGAAACCACUGCCAUCUCGCAAACAGUCACCCCUCAAACGAUCACAAUACAAGAGGAGACUCAGGCCCAUGUCCAGCUCGCCGGGGAUUGGGAUCGGAUACUCGCAGAGAUUCGCGCUAUUCCCGGGUUCCAGGAUUUUCUUCAACCUCCCGAUGCUUCACAUCUGCUCUCGCGCUUGCCACAGGAGGGCCCUAUCGUCAUCUUCAACAUUGGCCAGAAACGAAGUGAUGCGUUGGCUUUGGUUUCUGGUUGUGACGUCCCCCUCCACGUCUCACUUGAAAACUUCAGCCAUGAACAAGUGCUCGGACUCUCUGGCAGUCUCCGCAAAUACCUAAGGGCGCAUGAUAUCCAGCGGGACGACGAAGGUCUCGAGGCAGAUCGUGGCGGACACAAAGUUCCCCCUCUCGGGAUGCAGGGCGGUCUUUACAAAGUUCUCAGCUCUCUUUGGGCGGACGCCGUAAAACCAAUAUUGGACGCCCUUGGUUUCUCGUUCCCAGCUUCAGACCGGCCGCGUAUUUGGUGGUGCCCCACUGGCCCCCUCGCGUUCCUUCCCCUCCAUGCGGCUGGGAUCUUUGCGAAAGACAGGACUGCUAGAUCAUCGACUUCCGAUUUCGUUAUUUCCUCCUACACCCCGUCGAUCAGCUCCCUUCUCGAUAAAUUGAACGAGACGCCCACUGACAGGCGAAGACACGACAACCUACUUCUCGUCAGCCAACCAGAGACGCCAGGGUGUUCUCGCCUACCGGGCGCUAAGAAAGAAACAGAAGUGCUCAAGACGAUGCUGUCGAGCGCAACUAUAGAAUCUCGGUUGCUUGAAGGUGCUGCCGCCACGGCAACUCGGGUCAAGGAGGAGUUGAUCACACACAAUUGGGUGCAUUUCGCUUGUCAUGCCGUCCAAGAUAUAGGAGAGCCUCUCAAGAGUGGAUUCCAUCUGCACGACGGCCGCCUUCAUCUCCUUGAGAUAAUGCAAGAGCGCCUCUCUGAAACCGACCACGCCUUCCUGUCAGCAUGCCAGACCAGUAUGGGAGACGAGAAGCUCUCGGACGAAGCGAUUCACCUCGCUGCCGGGAUGUUGGCCGCUGGUUAUCGAGGCGUAGUGGCAACAAUGUGGUCGAUCCAGGACAAAUACGGGCCUGAAUUUGCCGCAACCUUCUAUAGCCAUCUCUUAGAAGAAGUGAAAUUGCCCACCAGUGGAGGAGGGGUAACGAAGCUUGAUGGUGCUCGCGCAGCUCGUGCACUUGACUUCAGCGUGCAGAAGAUUCGAGAGAAGUUGGGGGAUGACGAGAGAGCCCUCUUGGCAUGGUUGCCCUACGUCCACUUCGGAGUUUAG
Cyclocybe aegerita is the source of this 4479-nucleotide messenger RNA. The record is from the annotation of a GenBank genome assembly. NCBI's taxonomy places the organism in Eukaryota, Fungi, Basidiomycota, Agaricomycetes, Agaricales, Hemipholiotaceae.